Messenger RNA from Lentinula edodes (shiitake mushroom), 804 nucleotides. RefSeq names its product RNA polymerase, subunit omega/K/RPB6. Gene Ontology annotation, cellular component: nucleus; RNA polymerase III complex; RNA polymerase I complex. NCBI's taxonomy places the organism in Eukaryota, Fungi, Basidiomycota, Agaricomycetes, Agaricales, Omphalotaceae. Gene Ontology annotation, molecular function: DNA binding; DNA-directed RNA polymerase activity. The coding region runs from base 95 to 592 and encodes 165 amino acids. The transcript is spliced from 4 exons. Gene Ontology annotation, biological process: DNA-templated transcription. The record is from RefSeq and is a predicted model, not a curated record.
GUGUGCCGGCAAAAUUUUGCCGGCAGGCAGAAGCAGCUCAGUUCCCCCCACCUUGACUUUCCCAACUGCAAUCUCUUGACUUUUUUCUGAUACCAUGUCUGAUGAUGAGUACGGAGGUGGAGGCAGGGAUGACUUUGAUUAUGGCGGGCCCAGUUUUGCGGAAGAACCGUUUGACGAUACCUAUGACUUGCUUACGGCGGAGAACGAAGGCGCUGCUGAAGAUGGUGCAGUAGAAGGAGAAGCACAGGUGAACGGAGUCAAUGGCGUUGAACAUGAUCAAGAGACAGGCAAUGGCGAGGAGCAGCAACCACAGCCCACUGCAGGCGCAGGGAUGACAGGCGAGCGACAAGCAAACAAAGUCCGGAUAACGACGCCGUAUUUGACGAAGUACGAACGCGCGAGGAUAUUAGGGACCCGAGCGCUGCAAAUCAGCAUGAAUGCUCCAGUAUUGGUUCCUCUAGACGGCGAAACCGAUGCUUUACAAAUCGCCAUAAAAGAGUUAUCUCAACGAAAAAUUCCGCUCAUUAUCCGCAGAUAUCUUCCAGACGGUAGCUUCGAGGAUUGGAGCGUAUCAGAGCUGAUAACAGAUUGACAUCUUCGAGCUGUCGAUUUGUUUGGGGUUCUCGUUUGCUUUGCCUGUAAUUUCUGUUUCUUUAUUACUUACUUUCUAAGUAUUCUGCUCUGUAGUUACAAAAUCGGCUUCAAGUCUUGAAAGACUUUACAUACUGAUGUACCGAAUAUAUGAAUCUAGUUCGCACAGAACUUAUACCGCCUAUAUUCUCUUGACACAGCGCAGGUUCAUAG